CACUUGUCACACGUACAACGAUAGACAACAUGGCUUUAAAAUAUUUUAAAAUACCUUAGUCUUCAAAACUAAUGACAUCAAACAUGCUGUAGUUAUUAAAUUGGAACAAUAAUGGUGGUUGAUCUUCUCAGCUGUUACCAAAGACCCUGUUAUAGUCUUGGAUUCUCCCUCCAUGUUCAACACCACCCAUCUUUUACCAGUAACUUUUUCUCACCAUGGAUUCUGAAAUACUCCUUAUCUUUUCUUUUCUCCUCUGCAUCAUUGUGGCACUCAAACUAGGGAGAAAACUCAACAAAAAAAGCAAGUUAUCAUCACUAAACAUACCCCCUGGACCAUGGAAGCUUCCUGUUAUAGGAAACCUGCACCAUCUUGUUUCAUCCACACCACACCGAAAACUAAGAGACUUAGCCAAAAUAUACGGACCCAUGAUGCAUCUCCAGCUAGGAGAGAUCUUCAUUAUCGUUGUUUCCUCAGCAGAGUACGCCAAAGAGAUCAUGAAAACACAUGAUGCAACCUUUGCAUCGAGACCUAAAAUUCUGGCAGCAGAUAUAGCCUCUUAUGGAUACACAGACAUCGCUUUUGCACCUUACGGAAGUUACUGGAAAAAGGUACGAAGAAUCUGCAACAUGGAGCUUCUGUCCCCAAAACGUGUCAGUUCAUUCCAACCGAUAAGACAAGAAGAACUCAGCAAUCUGGUUCAACUUAUUGGUUCACAUGUUGGAGGGUCCCCCGUCAACCUCACUGAAGCAGUUUCCUUAUCAAUGUAUAACAUCAUUUCAAGAGCUGCUCUGGGCCAGAAGCGCACCAAAGACCACGAUGAGUUCGUGUCGAUAAUCCAACGAGGAGUGCUUGGUGCAGGAGGUUUUGACAUAGGAGAGUUGUUUCCUUCUGCUACUUGGCUUCAACAUCUCACUGGUUUGAGGCCUAUGCUUGAGAAGAUGCAUCAACAAAUGGAUCGGAUACUGGAAGCCAUCAUCAAUGAACACAGAGAAGCAAGAUCCAAAGCCCAACAUGACAAUGAAUCAGUCGAAGAUUUGGUAGAUGUUCUCCUAAACUUCCAUGAUGCUAAUGACAGCAACCAUGAAGAUUGCUUAACCAUCAACAAUAUCAAAGCAGUAAUCAUGGACGUUUUUGUAGCUGGAGUAGAGCCUGUGACAACUACCGUAAAUUGGGCAAUGGUAGAGAUGAUGAAGAAUCCAAGAGUGAUGAAGAAAGCACAAGAUGAGGUGAGAGAGGUGUUCAAAGAAAAGGGAAGGGUUGAUGAGAUUUGCAUGAAUGAACUACANUACUUGAAAUNAGUUNUGAAAGAAACCCUAAGGUUACACCCACCAGGAGUUCUUCUGNNUCCAAGAGAAUGUGGAGAGACAUGUGAGAUUGAUGGGUAUGAGAUACCAGCCAAAACUAAGGUAUUGAUAAAUGCUUGGGCAAUUGGGAGAGACCCAAANUACUGGAGUGAAGCAGAGAGGUUUUAUCCAGAGAGAUUCAUUGGCAGUUCCAUUGAUCUUAAAGGAAAUCAUUUUGAGUUCAUUCCCUUUGGUGCUGGAAGAAGAAUCUGUCCUGGCAUUUCCUUUGGCUUGCCAACUGUUGAAGUCACUCUUGCUGUUUUGUUGUUUCACUUUGAUUGGAAGCUUCCUAAUGGAAUCAAAACUGAAGACUUUGACAUGACUGAGAAAUUUGGAAUCACUGUUCAAUUAAAGAAUGACUUUUUAUUGAUACCUCUCACUGCUGGGAAAUGAUGAAAAGAGUAAGGAAGUGAGCAGUGGAAGCAAAGAAGGGUGAGUGAGGAAGAAGAUUUCCACACAUCUUUGUUGAAAACUGAAUAUGCCUCAGUGUUUCAGUAAUUGAAUUGUAAUAAUUUUAUGUUAUUUUCCUUUUCUUAAGUAUUGAAUUUCAAGUUUCCUUUCUUUUUUUUCAGCAUGCUUCAUGUAAAGAACAUUAAUAGAUGUGUU
Vigna radiata var. radiata (mung bean) is the source of this 1949-nucleotide messenger RNA. RefSeq names its product cytochrome P450 71D11-like. Bases 216 to 1736 code for a protein of 506 amino acids. Lineage: Eukaryota; Viridiplantae; Streptophyta; Magnoliopsida; Fabales; Fabaceae. The transcript has 3 exons. The record is from RefSeq and is a predicted model, not a curated record. Gene Ontology annotation, molecular function: monooxygenase activity; oxidoreductase activity, acting on paired donors, with incorporation or reduction of molecular oxygen; heme binding.